This is a messenger RNA of Oppia nitens, 568 nucleotides long. RefSeq names its product DNA polymerase epsilon subunit 3-like (gene Chrac-14). The transcript is spliced from 2 exons. Bases 46 to 513 code for a protein of 155 amino acids. Gene Ontology annotation, molecular function: chromatin DNA binding; protein heterodimerization activity. Gene Ontology annotation, biological process: DNA damage response; leading strand elongation; heterochromatin formation. Gene Ontology annotation, cellular component: CHRAC; epsilon DNA polymerase complex. Lineage: Eukaryota; Metazoa; Arthropoda; Arachnida; Sarcoptiformes; Oppiidae. The record is from RefSeq and is a predicted model, not a curated record.
UUCAUUUCAGACACUGAGACGUGAUUUGUGUGACAAACCUAUUGAAUGAAAUUCAAAGUUUGUAAACAAUGUGUUGAAGACGAGUGUCACCGAAGUAUCACUGAAAUGGCCGAAAAGCCCGACGACUUCAAUAUGCCGGUCAAUAACAUCGCUGCCAUCAUAAAGGAGUGUUUGCCUAAUGGUGUGACCGUUAGUCAAGAUGUAAGAAGUGCUGUAUCCAGAAGUGCCUCCAUAUUCAUCCUUUAUGUAACCACUUGUGCCAACUCUAUAGCCAAUGAACAUAAACGCAAGACAUUGACACCAAAUGAUAUCAUUGAAGCCAUCAAUCAAAUUGGUUUCAAUGAGUUUACCGAUGAGUUACAAGAGUUAUACAAAAGCUUACAAAAAGGCAAACAAAACAAAGAUAAAGACAAAUCCAAGAAUACAAACAGUGAUAAAGUUAUGGAAAAAAUGGAUGAAUUAAAUGAUGACAAAGAAGAAGAAGACGAAGAAGAAGAAGAAAGUGAUGAUUAAAUUUUACUCGUGUUUGCAAUCAGACAACAAUAUCAAUCAUAUCAUUCAUAUUAAU